AUCACGUAAGGGUGUUUGCUUCACACUUCAGUUCUGUCUGAUCGAUGUGAUGCUCAUCUUCAUUUUGUUUAUUUGUGAGCUGUUGUGUUGUGCAGAUCUUUCAGACUUGCUUAUAUUUCCAGACCUGAAUUAUUCAGAGGUUUUCUGCCAGCCACAUGAUAGCGUAACCUCAAAUGAGGCACAAUAAAAUGUCUAGCAGAGCUCAGGUGAAACGUGAUCUCCCCUCGCACACCUCCACACGACACAUGAGCCAUGAAACCAAACACCUGCUGGUCCCCUCGCUCCUCUUGUCUUACCUGUCCCGGCCAUUUGUCUCGCGGUCUGUGUUCAUCAGCAUCAUACGAACGGAGAAAUAGUUCUCGUACUCAUAAAGACGUUCGGUCGCUGGGGAAGGUUUGUUAACGAGGCUUUGUCCAAGAGCAACUGGACUCUCUUCAGGGAUACUCUCGACAGGUGAUGAUCACUUCUCGCUGGCGCUGACAGAAACCUCUUCAGGAACAUGAUGGCUGUACGAGGAACCAUUCCACCUCCGGAUUACUACCCGUUUGAUAUCGCUCUCUCUGCCCAGCCACCUGAAGAUCUGCAGGGGUUUUACAAGGGAAACCAACAGAUGCUAAGCAGAUCAGGAUCGCAUUAUGGUUUGGCCGCAGGAGGGGUCAGGUCCGUUUGGGAUCAAGGGCAGACUAGGGCGACUACUCCCGCGGCCGGUCCUGCGCCGCCUCCUCCACCCCCUCCUCCCCCACCCCCGGCUCAUGAGAUCAGCCGGCUGUACAGGGAUUCUCUGGCUGCCAAGAUGAUUUCAGAUAAUCAGCGUGCUCGCAGUAGAGCCGCCUCACCCGCCUGCUUCGGCAUCGAGUCGGCCGCGUCCAGGUUCCAGGCCGAUCAGGGUCAUUCUGUAUACGGUGACAUCAACGGCAUCCCUCUUGAGUCCAGUCAGCCCCACUCCACCUGUAUUGUGAUGGAUCCCACGGCUUCGGUCAUGGACGGAAAUCUCUCUCGAGGGACGGCAGCUUACGGCUCGGUAGCGAACCAGAGGAUGCCCUAUGACCCUGCUUAUGACCCGAGUGCAGGAGGGACAGGUCCAGCGGCUGUUUCCGCAGACCCGAAGAGAAGUGCCGAUCCGGGGUUCCUGGCCCUGCUGCGCUCCGAGGGACUGUCGGAAAGCACCAUAAAUCUGCUCCUACAGCAGGGGUUCGACUCCGCCGCCAUGCUGGCCAUGAUGGAAGACCACGACAUCCGCUCUGUGGCGCCAAACUUAGGACAGGUACGCGCCCUGUCUCGAGUGGUUCUCAGUUGUAAGACGGGCGCGACGGGUGCCGGCGUUCUGCGGGGUCGCUCCAACAGCUUCAGUCACCGCAACGAUCUCUACGUUCAGCCUCAGGCCCUCGGCGCAGACGCUCACUUCAUGCAACAGCCGCCCGGCGAGAGAGCGGGAGAGUUUCUGGGUCGCCGGCCAAGCAGCGCUCCCUCUCAGCAUCUACUAGAAACAACAACAUACCCGGCGGUUCGACCGCUAGCGGGUCUUCACGUCAGUCCCGGCGUUUACGCUACCGGUUUACCGCAGACGCGACCACUGUCCAUGUACAACGCCCACAGCGGUCUCGGUGUGCCCACACAGCCAUGUCAACCUAAGACCUUCUCCGGCACCUACGCUCCCAUGGAGCUGAUGAAGCGUCCACCAAACCUGCCUCCUCUAUCUCCAAGUCAAAGUCCUCAUCACAGCCCUCAGUUACUGCGAAAAGGAGGCGCUCCCCUGGAUGCUGCGGUUCUCCAGGUGUCUUCUGCCCUACAGGCUCAGACCAUUAAUCCAAACAACAAGCUGACCCGUCGAACAGGACCGCCGGUCAUCGUGUCCACAAUGGGUUCUCCUGACACAAGUAUCAGACCUCAGAUCAUGAACGGUUCUCUUCAUCCUCGUCCUCUGGUGGCUCUGUUGGACGGCCGUGACUGUACCGUGGAGAUGCCCAUCCUGAAAGAUCUCGCGACUGUAGCUUUCUGUGAUGCCCAAUCCACACAAGAGAUUCAUGAGAAGGUGUUAAAUGAGGCUGUUGGUGCGCUGAUGUAUCACACCAUUACUCUGACACGAGAAGAUCUGGAGAAGUUUAAAGCCCUCAGGAUUAUUAUACUCAUUGGCAGCGGAUAUGAUAAUAUAGACAUCAAAGCGGCUGGAGAGCUCGGUAUUGCGGUGUGUAAUAUACCAUCAGCUGCAGUGGAGGAAACGGCAGAUUCAACUCUGUGUCAUAUUCUGAAUCUUUACCGGAGGAACACGUGGCUUUAUCAGGCCUUGAGGGAGGGCACACGCGUGCACAGCGUCGAGCAGAUUCGCGAGGUGGCGUCAGGAGCCGCACGCAUCCGUGGAGAAACGCUUGGACUCAUCGGCUUCGGUCGCUCAGGUCAAGCUGUUGCCGUCAGGGCCAAAGUGUUUGGCUUCAAUGUGAUCUUUUAUGAUCCGUACCUGCAGGACGGUCUGGAGAGAUCACUGGGUGUUCAGCGUGUUUAUACGCUACAGGAUCUGCUGUACCAGAGCGACUGUGUUUCUCUACACUGUAACCUGAAUGAACAUAAUCAUCAUCUCAUCAAUGACUUCACCAUCAAACAGAUGCGUCAGGGUGCAUUUCUGGUGAACACAUCACGCGGUGGUCUGGUGGAUGAGAAAGCUCUCGCUCAGGCUCUGAAAGAGGGACGAAUACGUGGAGCUGCUCUUGAUGUGCAUGAGACCGAACCGUUCAGUUUUGCACAAGGAGCUUUGAAAGACGCCCCGAAUCUGAUCUGCACUCCGCACACGGCCUGGUACAGUGAACAAGCAUCAUUAGAGAUGAGAGAAGCGGCCGCCACAGAGAUACGUAGAGCCAUUACAGGUCGAAUUCCAGACAGUCUGAGAAAUUGUGUUAAUAAAGAGUUCUUCAUGACCUCAGGACCCUGGAGCGUCAUCGAUCAACAAGGUGUUCAUCAUGAACUCAAUGGAGCUCCAUACAGCCAAGUCAACCAAUCACUGCACGCCAUUACUACAGGCUCCGCCCCCCACGACAAAAUCAAUGCUUGAAUGAGCAGCAGGUCAUCAGUUGUGAUGGGUGUGGCAUCAGGGGGCGUUCCUGCAGGUUCAGGUGCACUGCCAAUUGUCCAAUCGGUGCCCUCGACACAUACAGAGAGCAGAGAUGAUGUGACAGAGCAGAAACACUGAAGCUGAACUCUGAUCUCUACAGACAGAUACAUUUCUCUUAUUUACAUAAACAUUAUUCAGGACUCAUGAGGGAGUUGAAGUUUUUGAUCUGCACAGAAGCUCCGCCCUCAUCACAGGAACCCUCAUCUAUUGAGCGCAGCUGUAUGGACACACCCACUUUUAAAAAAUAAAUAAAUCCAGAAUGUUUGACCAUCAGCAGGUUCCACUUUAUUCCAGGCCACACCUACUAAUCUAUUAUUUCAAAUGAUUGACAGCUCACUGCUGAUUGGCCUGCACACGCAGAGUUUGGCGGAUUCUCGUGUGUUUGUUUGUUAAUUUAUUAUUAGAGAUGAUUGUUUGUAAACAGGUACACGGAUUAUUAUUUUUUUGGUCCAGCAGAUCAACUUGAUUUUGUAUUCUGUGAGUUUGUGGUUUUGUCAUCUGUUUAUUCUGCUAUGACUCAGGUUAAUCACAAUUAUCACUUUUAUAUCCUCAUUUUGUGUUUUAAAGAAGAGAGAAAUGUUGAAGUAAAAUGAUCUGCACAUUCCUGUUUGAUUGAUUUUAGUGUUUUAUAGAGCAACAUCGUAACGUUUCUAGAAGAACUGAAGAUUUAAAAAAACAUCUUAGGUUUCUAUUGUUAGAUAAAUCUUCUCUCAUUUAACCAGUGGUCCUCAACUGGUCUGUUGAUGUGGACAGCAGAGGAAAGAAAAACAAUUCAACUAACCAUGACAAUUAGUUUAGACAGACAAAUUAAACAGCAUAACUUGCCAAGAAUAUUAUUUUUAAAUCUUUCGAUAUUGAUGUCAGCGUUUAAACUUCUGUUAAAUGGGAGAAGCUAGUCAGUCAAAUCUCAAAAACCUCAAAAAAGUGAAGAUCUAUGAAAACUACAUGAGCUGAAAUAAGAAAGCAAGUCAAAUACAGCAGAUAAAACAGAUUUAUCAUUCUGUGGAUGAAGAUGGUUUGUGUCCACAUUCAAUCUGUUUGGUGCUCUGAAUUACCCCAAGUUCAUUUUAAUAGUUCACAUCAAGACAUUUUUGUUUCAAUUUUGUAUGAUAACUGCAGUAAUAAAUUGGAUGUCCUCAUACAAAAGCCCUUUGAGAACCGCUGCUGAGAAACAGUUCUGUCUUUGUUCUUUGGUUUGGUUUGUUGGGAUGUGUUUGUUUGUCUGUCAGACAGAAAGAGAUGCAGAAGUGUAAAGAUUUCUUUCUUGUGAUUGUUUCUGGUACGACUGGAACAUUUUCUGUUCAGAGUUCAAAUAAAACAUGCACUUCCAUUUUAAGAAUGUCUAUGCCUGUUUUUAUGGACCUAUCAUGAUUCAGAAAUGUACCCUCCGUGUAGCACAUCCAUUUACCACUAUUAUUAAUGUCGCAAUAUUAGUACACCUUAUUCAAAACUAUUUAAUUCAUGUGGUUAAACAUUCAAACUGUCUUAAGAUAAAGUUAUAAAGUUUUUAUUUGCUAUCACAAAUACGCCACGAUCGAUUCCUAAGCAAUUUGCACGUCAGAAAGCAAUGCUUAAAAGGUUACGAAAUGUUUCGUUCUUGUAAGAAUGGAAGUGAUUUAAAAUGUUUACAAGUUACACAGUGA
Molecule: messenger RNA, 4746 nt
Organism: Paramisgurnus dabryanus
Lineage: Eukaryota; Metazoa; Chordata; Actinopteri; Cypriniformes; Cobitidae
Product: C-terminal-binding protein 2-like
Biological process (GO): regulation of transcription by RNA polymerase II
Cellular component (GO): nucleus
Molecular function (GO): transcription corepressor activity; NAD binding; DNA-binding transcription factor binding
Source: RefSeq, a predicted model, not a curated record